This is a messenger RNA of Leptidea sinapis, 2294 nucleotides long. RefSeq names its product V-type proton ATPase subunit B (gene Vha55). The transcript is spliced from 11 exons. The record is from RefSeq and is a predicted model, not a curated record. Gene Ontology annotation, molecular function: ATP binding; proton-transporting ATPase activity, rotational mechanism. Gene Ontology annotation, biological process: proton transmembrane transport; ATP metabolic process. Gene Ontology annotation, cellular component: proton-transporting V-type ATPase, V1 domain. The coding region runs from base 85 to 1569 and encodes 494 amino acids. NCBI's taxonomy places the organism in Eukaryota, Metazoa, Arthropoda, Insecta, Lepidoptera, Pieridae.
UUUGUCCAUUCGUCAGUUUUCGGGCGAGGAGGCAGCGCAAUAUUUAGUGGAUUAUUGAGUGGCCUGCCAUUAGUAACAGAAAUCAUGGCAAAAACUAUGUCACAGUCUCAGAUGAAUAAGGAGCAUGCCCUUGUUGUAUCCAGAGACUUCAUCUCCCAACCUCGUCUGACAUACAAGACAGUGUCGGGUGUGAAUGGGCCACUAGUAAUCCUCGAUGAGGUGAAGUUCCCCAAGUUCUCAGAAAUUGUACAACUGAGGCUUGCUGAUGGCACCCUACGAUCGGGACAGGUGCUGGAGGUCAGCGGCUCCAAGGCCGUUGUACAAGUGUUUGAGGGUACAUCGGGUAUUGAUGCCAAGAACACUCUCUGCGAGUUUACCGGCGACAUUCUGCGUACUCCCGUAUCUGAAGACAUGUUGGGCCGCGUAUUCAACGGAUCUGGAAAGCCAAUUGACAAAGGUCCCCCGAUCCUGGCCGAGGCCUUUUUGGACAUCCAGGGUCAGCCCAUCAACCCAUGGUCACGUAUCUACCCGGAGGAAAUGAUUCAGACCGGUAUCUCCGCCAUCGAUGUGAUGAACUCCAUCGCUCGUGGCCAGAAGAUCCCGAUCUUCUCAGCAGCAGGUCUGCCUCACAACGAAAUUGCCGCCCAGAUCUGUAGACAGGCCGGUCUUGUCAAGGUCCCCGGCAAAUCAGUUCUGGAUGACCACGAGGACAACUUCGCCAUCGUGUUCGCCGCCAUGGGUGUCAACAUGGAGACGGCCCGGUUCUUCAAGCAGGACUUCGAGGAGAACGGCUCCAUGGAGAACGUGUGCCUGUUCUUGAACCUGGCCAACGAUCCCACCAUCGAGAGGAUCAUCACACCUCGUCUGGCGCUCACCGCUGCCGAGUUCUUGGCUUACCAGUGUGAGAAACACGUGUUGGUCAUCUUAACCGACAUGUCUUCGUACGCCGAGGCUCUGCGUGAGGUGUCCGCCGCUCGUGAGGAGGUGCCCGGAAGACGUGGUUUCCCAGGUUACAUGUACACUGAUCUGGCCACCAUCUACGAGCGCGCGGGUCGUGUGGAGGGCAGGAACGGAUCCAUCACCCAGAUCCCAAUCCUGACGAUGCCCAACGAUGACAUCACCCAUCCCAUUCCCGAUCUUACGGGGUACAUUACCGAGGGACAGAUCUACGUAGACCGUCAGCUGCACAACAGACAGAUCUACCCGCCGGUGAACGUGCUGCCGUCUCUGUCUCGUCUCAUGAAGUCUGCCAUCGGGGAGGGCAUGACAAGGAAGGACCACUCAGACGUCUCCAACCAGCUGUACGCUUGUUACGCCAUCGGUAAGGACGUGCAAGCGAUGAAGGCCGUGGUGGGUGAAGAGGCGCUCACCCCUGAUGAUCUCCUCUACCUGGAGUUCCUCACUAAGUUCGAGAAGAACUUCAUCUCACAGAGCAACUACGAGAACCGUACCGUGUUCGAAUCCCUGGACAUCGGCUGGCAGCUGCUGCGUAUCUUCCCCAAAGAGAUGUUAAAACGUAUCCCCGCCUCCGUCCUGGCCGAGUUCUACCCCAGAGAUUCACGCCACUAGGCGACCCAAGCACAAUGCGACGCAACGCAAUCCAUUGCGUUGCCAUAAUAAUGCGACAAAACGCAAUCAAUUGCAAUUUCCGCACUAAAAGGCGCAACGCAAUUUAUUGUGAUGCCGCAGAAUGCGACAAAACGCAAAUCAUUUAAGAUAUAUAUAUAUAUACAUAUUUUAUGAAUGCAAUUCAUUGCGUCAACCGCAUGUACGACUUACCGCAAUUAGUCAUUAUGACAUACGCAUAAUGCGGAGUGACGCAAUCGGUUGCUUCUACGCUUAUUUCGACUACGUAACGCCGCGACAUAUUUAUUAUAAUAGUUCCUCCACCAACCAUGUUUCUUACUAUACCUAUAUAUAUUUCUUACUAUAUAUAUAUAUAUAUAUUAAUAUAGAUGUUUUUGUGUUAUUUAAUCGGUAUAAUUCAAUGAAUUAUUUAUCAAUUUCUGAUUUUUUAAUUUGUUUUUCGAGGUCGAUAAAUUUAUAAUUUGGUGCUUUGUUGAAUAGCCGCGUUGCAGUCGCCCUGUAAGAUAUAUUAAUAAGUUGUUAAUAUUUAAUUUAGACCGCAUAUAAUCACAAAUUAUGCGUCAUAUUUAAACCAGAUAUAAAUUCGGAAUUAGUGAUGCUUUAUGAGAUGUUGUAUAUAACAGUUGGUUACAUUCCGAGCGUGAACUUCAAUUGAUAUUUUAUUGUGAACUAGGAUAUUGUUGUUUGAAAUAAAGAUAUAGAUGUUA